Synchytrium microbalum is the source of this 942-nucleotide messenger RNA. RefSeq lists its product as uncharacterized. Lineage: Eukaryota; Fungi; Chytridiomycota; Chytridiomycetes; Synchytriales; Synchytriaceae. The coding region runs from base 1 to 942 and encodes 313 amino acids. The transcript is spliced from 3 exons. The record is from RefSeq and is a predicted model, not a curated record.
AUGGCGAGCUCUAGAGCAAUAGUGUGUAUAGCGAGACGGUCGAAAGCUCCUAUAUCUCGAUGUACACGUCGAGCGGCUCAUCCAGUGAGAUAUAUGGAGACAGAUGCUUUCAAUAAGGAUGUAGAAAAGAAGAUUAGUAAUCGCCCUACGAGAAGAAGUGGAGUUCUGAAUGAUGGCAAGGAAGAACGGAAAUCAGCAUCAAUGCCAAACUUUUAUGGAUGGAUCGACGCACCACUAAACAUACCCGUCAUCCAACCAACACCCCCUCCUCACGGCCGUCUCGUAUGCACCGUCCAACUGUCCUCCCACAUGCCAGACCACCUAGACUUUAUAUCCUAUUUCGCAAUCCAUUCAGCAAAAGCCAUGGGUAUACCGGCCACACAAUCCAUCAUCCACUUGCCAACAGACUGGAAGAAGUGGAAUCUCAUAAAAUCACCAUUUAUAUUCGCAAAGACUAAAGAGAUCUUGGAAGAAAAGGUGUAUCAUCGUGCUGUACAGAUCUUUGAUGUGGAUCGGUCGACUGUGAAGGGUUGGGUGAGAUAUGUUGUGGAGAGGUUGCCUGAAGGGAUUGAUGCUGUUGUUGAUGAGUACGAGUGGAAGGUGUUGGAUGAGAUUCAGAGUAGUAGUAGUGUGACUAGUACCAGCGCUGAUGGUGAUGCAACUGAAGGUAGUAGUAGUGGAAGUGCAACGCCGGCUAGUAAGAAUCCGACGUUUAAGGAGCAGGUACACUCCGAAAUGGAGAAAUGGCUGGCGGCUCAUGAAGCUACAAGGGCUGCACCACGAGUACGUCCAACUCCUGUUGUCGCUAGUAGUGAUACUGGAAAAGGAAGUAACGUUGCUGCUUCAACAACAACACAAACCGGUAAAAAAGAGUCUGCAAAACAAGUAGCAGCCCGUGCUGCUAAAGCUGCUGAACUAGAGGCUGCCAAAAAGAAAAAGUAG